Messenger RNA from Cladocopium goreaui, 1650 nucleotides. The record is from the annotation of a GenBank genome assembly. NCBI's taxonomy places the organism in Eukaryota, Dinophyceae, Suessiales, Symbiodiniaceae.
AAAAGACUCGCGCCAGUUACAGUAAGACCACUAUUUGCUGAAGGAAUAGCUCUCCAGCAGCGCUCGAGAUCGAAGACUUCCGACUAUUUUGAGAUCCAUUACACUGUGUAGCCAUGCCAUCCAUGUCAAAGGUCAAUGUCAGCUUCUUGCCAAGCAUGACGAAGCCUUCCAACUAUAAUCUCCUGAUCCUUCUUGUGAUCUCGGCACUUUGUGCAAUCGUACCGUUAGACUUGACUCAGCUGAUUUUCGCGGUGCUGGGGGCCUUGUGCUACUACAUGGUACAAAGCCUGCAACGUUCCAUGGGGUUGCCAGGGCAAAAGAAGCUGCCCAAGUCCCCUAUCGAGAAGGCUGAGCCCCGUGAGGUCAAAAAGCGGCGCACCAACAGGAAGCCGCUUACUGAGGGCACUCACGUGGAUGCUGCAGCACAGCCUGCUUGCGUGCCCAUCUUGGCACCGAAAUUCAAGGGCGAAUCUUUGGAAGACGAGGUUCAGGAGCUCAUUGCACAGAUCAUGCCCACUGCCUCCAGCCAACGUGGCGUAGAUCGCCUCGCCGAGGCCAUUCGUGUCAUGUUGGCCAGCAGUCUUCCAGAGGUAGAAGUCACUGGUUUCGCCAACAGCGAUCUGUCGCGUGGCCGUGCCAAUGGUGUGGCGGUACCAGAUGUGGACAUCGUAAUCCAGGUGCGCCCCGACAGUGUGGCUUCCAAGCUGCCCUCGAAGGGCGUGGCCGAACCGCGGAUGCUGCAGAAAUGGGCGCUUCGCAUUUGUGCCGAUCGCCUCGUUUCCGGGGGUUUCAAGUUCCGGCGCUCUGGCUUCCGCGGGAAUGAGCCGAAGAUGACGUUGUUGGUGCCCUCUGAGCUCAAGAUUUUUGACACCGCGGUGCCCAUAGACAUCUCGGUGAACGCCGUGACGCCGCUGCACAGCGCGGCGUUGAUCUCGGAGUGCGGCAACUUGAACCCACAGAGCAAGGAGCUGAUCCUGUUGAUCCGCCGCUGGGCAAAAGAUCGCGGUAUUUGCCACGCACCCAAGGGACACUUGUCGCCCUACGUGUGGAGCUUGUUGGUGGUGUACUACCUGCAAGUCGCCCAAAAGGAACCCCUGUUGCCUCCUGUGGCGGAAUUUCAGGCCAUCAAGGAUCUCCUCCCGGCCGGUUGUGGUAAAACUGCUCAACCAUGGCGUGGCAAGGCCAGCGAGCUCACGGCCGCCGAGCUCCUCAAGGGGUUCAUGCAGUUCUACAACAGCUUUCCGUGGAAGUCAGAGGCGGUCUGUGUGCUGAAGGGUACCCAGGGUCCCAUGCCUCUCUCGUUGCCAAUUCACAUCAUCGAGCACGAGGACGGACCGAAGACCACCGAGUGCGGACCGAACAUCGAAGAUCCCUUCGCCCCGAAGAAGAACUUGGGUAGCGGUAUGACCUGGUGGAGUUGGCUCCGCAUGAAGGAGGAACUGGCAAGGGCCCACACCUUGCUAGAGCAAGACACGUCGCUGUCCACGCUUCUUGCGCCCUGGUCGCCGGAAGGCCCCGAAGAGGCGCCGGAUUCUGCCCCGGGUUUGGUCAGCUGUGGAGCAGCAAAUCAUCGCAGCAAAUCUGUUGUGGUUCUGUCCACAGAUGGGCCAAUAUUUUGAGUGUUAAACGUGUUCGCCCGGGCCAGUAUAC